UAUAAGUCACUUUAAAUGAGAGGCAUAUGUAACAUAAGUAAUCAGUCCUCAGGAAGUAAUAAUCUCUCUCUCCCUCUGCCCACAGUGUGCCCGUCCACAUGCAAGCACCGUGCCUGCACUAAAGAUAACGAGUGCUGCCAUGAGCAGUGUCUGGGAGGCUGUUCGGAGCGCGACUCACCAAGCAAAUGUGUGGCCUGCCGCAAUUACAUGCACAAUAACACCUGCGUGGACAAGUGCCCGGCUGGAUUCUACACCUUCAAGGGUUGGCGCUGCGUUAACUUCAGCUUUUGCCAGGAGCUUCACAACAAGUGCAAGCAGGGCAAAGGUGACUGCCACGAGUACGUCAUCCACAACAGUGCCUGCAUUCCAGAGUGCCCUUCUGGGUACACUACUGUGAACUCCACUACGUUGAACUGCACGCCUUGUGCUGGCCUCUGUCCUAAAGUGUGCAUGGGGCUGAAGACAGUGGACUCGGUCACAACGGCUCAGGCUCUGAGAGGAUGCACUGUGCUCAACGGCAGUUUGGUUAUCAACAUCCGUGGAGGGAAUAACAUUGCCGCAGAGCUGGAGGCUAACCUGGGACAGCUGGAGGAGAUCACUGGCUACCUUACAGUGCGACGCUCCUACGCCCUCAUCUCUCUUUCUUUCCUCCGUAAGCUCAGAGUCAUCCGGGGAGAGACACAAGAAGUCGGGAACUAUUCAUUCUACGCUCUUGAUAACCAGAACCUGCGUCAGCUGUGGGACUGGACCAACCACAACCUGACCAUCCUGCAGGGUCGAAUGUUCUUCCAUCACAACUCCAAACUCUGCAUGUCGGAGAUCCGGAAGAUGGAGGAGGUGACAGGCACUAAGAACCGGCAGAUUAAAAAUGACAUUGCCUCAAAGACCAAUGGAGAUCAGGCAUCAUGUGAGAGCCAGGUGUUGAAGUUCACUCAGGUUCGCACACUUUCAGACAAGAUAAUCAUUAAAUGGGAGCCUUUCUGGCCGCCAGAUUUUCGAGACUUGCUGGGGUUCAUGGUUUUAUACAAGGAGGCGCCUUACAAGAAUGUGACUGAGUUUGAUGGCCAGGAUGCAUGUGGCUCUAACAGCUGGGUGAUAGCAGAUGUGGAUCCUCCGCCUCGUGCUACAGAGGGAAAAGAACAGCAGGAGCCUGGAUACCUCAUCCUCCCUCUGAAACCAUGGACACAGUACGCCAUCAUGGUCAAAACCCAGCUCUCUGCUUCUGAUGAGAACCAGGUCCAUGGAGCAAAGAGCGAGAUCAUCUAUGUCCGCACCAAUGCUACCAAACCCUCUGUACCUCUGGACCCUAUAUCCUCCUCUAACUCGUCAUCACAGAUCAUACUGAAAUGGAAGCCCCCUAAUGACCCAAAUGGCAACAUCACACACUAUCUGGUCUUCUGUCAGCAGCAACCAGAGGCCAGCGAGCUCUAUAAGUUUGACUACUGUCAAAAAGGUAUGAAGCUGCCCACCAGAGCCCCCACACAAGUAGAUAAUGAAGAGGAACAGAAGUGGAACCAGACAGAGGAGCAAGGCCAAGGUAGCCGCUGCUGUUCCUGCCCCAAAACAGAGAAAGAGCUGAAGAAAGAGGCGGAGGAGACAGAGUACCGUAAAACUUUUGAGAACUACCUCCAUAAUGAAGUCUUUGAGCUCAGGACAUCAAGACAGCGCAGAUCUCUUAUGGGUGUGGCCAAUAGGACCACUUCUCGUCUCUUCACCACGCCCUCUUCACUGCCCAAUAGCUCUCUCACUCUUAGCCCAGAGGAGGAACCAGAAGCCAAUAAGAUUUCACUGUUUGUUUAUGCCAAAGAGUCCACGGUCAUUUCCAAUCUACGUCAUUUCACCAGCUACCAGAUAGAAAUCCACGCCUGCAACCACCCGACUGACCCUGCCCGCUGCAGCAUGGCAGCAUACGUCAGUGCCCGCACCAUGCCUGAAGACAUGGCAGAUGAUAUUGUGGGGCCGAUUACCUAUGAAGUGUCAGAGUACUCUGUACACAUUAUGUGGAUGGAGCCUAAGGCCCCUAAUGGCAUGAUUAUUCUCUAUGAAGUCCAUUACAAGAGACUGGGAGACACAGAGGAACUGCACCACUGUGUGUCCAGAAAUAAUUAUAUUGCUGAUGGAGGCUGCAAGCUCAGAGUGGUGCAUCCUGGGAACUAUACAGUACGGAUCAGAGCAACCUCCCUGGCUGGCAAUGGAUCGUGGACCGAGCCAACACACUUCUAUGUGCAAGACCUACGUGUGGACCCAUCAAACAUGCUGAAGAUUGUGAUUGGUCCAGUGAUCUGUGUAUUUCUGCUCCUGCUGAUGGGAGGGGUGGGCUUUUUCAUGUUUAAGAAGAAACAAACAGAAGGGCCAACUGGACGCCUUUACACCUCACCCAAUCCAGAAUAUUUCAGCCCAGAUGAGGUGUAUGAGCCGGAUGAGUGGGAGGUGCUACGUGAAAAGAUUAAUCUGCUGCGAGAACUGGGCCAGGGAUCUUUUGGCAUGGUGUAUGAAGGCAUCGGAAAGGACAUAGUUAAAGGUGAACCGCAGACUCGUGUAGCAGUGAAGACGGUUAACGAGUCAGCCAGCCUCAGAGAGAGGAUUGAGUUCCUCAACGAAGCUUCUGUAAUGAAGGCAUUCAGCUGCCAUCAUGUGGUGAGGCUGCUAGGUGUGGUAUCUAAAGGUCAGCCCACACUGGUAGUUAUGGAGCUCAUGACACAUGGAGACCUGAAAAGUUACCUGCGUUCUCUCAGACCUGACUCUGAGAAUAACCCAGGCCGGCCUCCUCCAACUCUGAAAGAGAUGAUUCAAAUGGCCGCGGAGAUAGCAGAUGGCAUGGCAUACCUGAACGCCAAGAAGUUUGUGCACCGAGACCUUGCUGCCAGGAACUGCAUGGUGGCAGACGAUCUUACUGUAAAAAUUGGAGAUUUUGGCAUGACAAGAGACAUCUAUGAGACAGAUUACUACAGGAAGGGUGGGAAGGGCCUGCUUCCUGUGAGAUGGAUGGCCCCUGAGUCGCUGAAGGAUGGAGUCUUCACCGCUCACUCAGACUGCUGGUCAUUCGGCGUGGUGUUAUGGGAGAUCAGUACUCUGGCUGAGCAGCCCUACCAGGGCCUAUCCAAUGAACAGGUUCUUAAGUUUGUGAUGGAAGGAGGAUACCUAGACAGACCAGACAACUGCGCAGACAGAUUGCAUACCCUGAUGCAGAUGUGCUGGCAUUACAGUCCGAAAAUGAGGCCCAUCUUCCAGGAGAUCAUCGAGAUGCUCCGGGAUGAUGUGCAUCCCUCGUUUCAAGAGGUCUCCUUCUUCUACAGUGAGGAAAACAAGCCACCUGAGACCGAAGAGUUUGAUAUGGACCUGGAGAACAUGGAGAGCAUCCCACUGGACCCUUCCUCAUACUCUCAGAGGGAGUGUUAUUUAGAUGGGGAUGAGGGCUCGUCGGUGGGCCUACGAGGGAGUUACGAGGAGCACAUGCCGUACACACAUAUGAACGGCAGCAAAAAAAACGGACGCAUCUUAUCCCUACCCCGGUCUAACCCCUCUUAAUAUUACUUAACCCCAACAAGCUAUAUUCGAUUGUUUUUGUCAUUUUAUAGAUUGACUUUUAUCAUGCUCUAUAUCAGAACCCCUCAGAAAGCAAUCUCAGGACAUUAGUUCUCUGCUGCUUCGGUAUGAUGAUGAUACUGGGCACAGGCGUUAUUUUGUACUAAAAGAAGAAAAUACACAUCAACUGCUUCUUUCCUGUCAUAUUGUUUUUAAUUUUGAACAUUGCCAAGUUUCAAAGACUGGUCAAAUGGAACAAACUGUGAAAUUAACCUCAACCACAACCAGAAGGCUGCUUUAAACCUUGCAUCUCCUCAGACUCUCCUUUCAUAUCCAACACGGCUGUGUCUCGUUUGGAAGGCUUCAUGCUAGGUAGGACGUGUCCUUUGAAGGCUGCAGUAUACUGAGUGCCCUCUAAACAAGCCUAUUUUAAAAGAGACUGCCUUUAUAGGACAAAUGCUAACAGAACGUAACAUGGUUGCUAUGACAUCACGGCACUCUUUAACAAGCGCGAGUGAUUUGAGUGAGAAGGGAUCAAAGUCCCUCCUGAAGGGAAUGCAUGAGGUACAUUUUAGAAGAGUUAUAAUGAUAUAAAGAGAAAAGAAAAUAGAUUUUACAGUUGUACUUUUAGUCUAAUACUUUUUUUAAUUAUAUAUUAAUAUAAUUAUACAUAUUAUAUACUCUGCACCCAUCUACUGAGGUACUUCAACUUGGGAAUUAACAUACCUUGCUUUUGAACAUCAUAUUUAAAGGCAAAUUGGCAUAAUUGUUUUAGACAUUUCCAUUGAAGCAAAGAAUUGUGGGUUGAGUGCGCCCACGAAGGAUACACCUCAUGCAUCCUCCGAAUUCCCGUGAAAGAAGGUCUCAUUCGAAGUGUCCUCCUUGAUUUUCUCAAACGAGACAGCCUCGAUGACUUAUGCGGCUGACAAAUCCGACCUCCGGAGGACACAUCCUUCCAAAUGAGACGCAGCCUUUGAUUCUCCACACACACACACACAAAAGAAGAAUUUAAGAAAAAGAAAAAGUGGCCUUACGUUGUUUGUGGCCUAUGUCAUUACUACAUGGAGUUGUGUCUGAAUAUGUACACUCUAGGUGUUGGUGGCAAACUUGUUGAACUUGGGAACUGUAGGAUAAACUUUAGUGUCCUUCCAAGAGCGAACUUUCUACAGGGGAAGCCUGCUUUUCUACCUGCUACUCAGUAUUCCAGACAACACACAGAACGAAAAGAUUUUUGGUCUCUAUUUUUUUAUUUAUUUACUUUUCUGUGCUUUUUUUUUUUUUUCUGGUGUUCACACAUUUACAGCUGAAGGAUAUUUAAACUAUUUUCAGGACUUUUGACUUAAAGAGUUCCUCAGAUUGACCAAUAGUUGCUGCUUUGAUAUAUUUUAGUGGGUAGAUGAUGAUAAAAGUAUAUAUAAAUAUAUAUUAUUGAUGUUUUUUGUACAUAGUUGAUAUGUCGUCAUUCAAGAGUUCUUGCCGGUUGUAGAAUUUUUUUUACAUGUUUGUCUUGAAUCUUUAUUUUUUCUAAUCCAAAAAUUCAUACUAAUCAUCCUGGACCUCUGAUCAACCAGCAGCUCCAAGAUGCACUGGAGUAUUAUAGACGCCUUGGGCUUCAGAUGUCAAAUCUCGAUAUCAAUGGAAAAAACUGCUGUAAAUAAAGCAGUGAGGUGCAUUCAAGAAGAGCCGAUGGACGUGUAUCUGUCGUUUUUAUCAUAGUUGCAUAGUACUGUAUAGAAACACUAAAAAGAGAUGUUUCUUGAGUAGAAUUGUGUGAGCAUGUCUAUCAAAGCACAAAUGCAAUCUAAUUGACAUAUUUUCUGUACUGCAGCUCCAGGUUUUACAUUGCAUCAUUCACACACUAUGUGAUGAUAAAGCUUUGCACAGACUUAUAGUAAAAAAUACAGAUCCAGGUUCAUAACUUACACCUGCAUAGUGUAUAUGCUGUAAUGUAAUCUCAGUGGUGUCUGGGACAUCUGAAAUAAAUUUGGACCAAUAAUCAAGUGUAAAAACAAAAAUGUCAUCAUAAAUGUUAGAAUGUUGUCAGGAUCCUUGUGUCAAUUCUUAAAGAAAUAGUUCACAAAAGUUACAAUUCUAUUAUUAUUUACUUACUGUCUUAUACUUAAAGGGAUAGUUCACCCAAAAAUGGAAAUUCUCUCAAUCAUUUACUCGCCCUCAAGCCAUUUGAGGAUUGUAUGACUUUCUUCUGCAAAACACAAAUAUUUUUAGAAGAAUAUCUCUGUAGGUUCAUUAAGUGCAAGUGAAUGGUGAUCAGAAAUUUCAAGCUCCAGAAAUCACAUAAAAGCAGCAUUAAAGUAAUCCAUAUGAAUCCUGUGGUUAAAUCUAUGUCUUAAAAUGAUGAUUGGUGUGGGUGAGAAACAGAUGAAUAUUUAAGUCCUUUUUUUACAGUAAAUCUGUAUAAUAAAAAUUUAUCUGUUUCUCACCCAAAGGGAUUGCAUUGCUUCAGAAGACAUACAUCGAUCAGCCACAACAUUUAAACCACCUGCCUAAUAUUGUGUAGGUGCCCUUUGUGCCGCCAAAACAGCACCAACCCGCAUCUCAGAAUAGCAUUCAGAUGUGAUAUACUUCUCAUCACAAUUUUACAGAGCGGUUAUCUGAGUUACUGGUCUGGCCAUUCUCUGUUGACCUCUCUCAUCAGUAAGGCAUUUCUGUCCACAUCACUUUUGAACUUCUAGAGACUGUUGUGUGUGUGAAAAUCCCAGGAGAUCAGCGGUUACAGAAAUAAUCAAACCAGCCCGUCUGGCACCAAUAUUACUUUUACGCUGCCUUUAUGUGGACGAAUCCUUCCAAACGAGACACAGCCUUACUGUAUGUUGGGAAAAAUGACAGCUUAUUUUAAUAAAGCAAAAGCUACAGUAAUGAUUAGGCUAUAUUGUUACUGACAUUUUAAAAUUAGUAUUUGCUGAAUAUAAGGAACUUGUGUUUGGUUAAAAUGUUGUAUAUUAUAUUAUUUAAAACAACCCAUUGAAUCCAGGUAUCAAAUAUGAUGCAACAAGCUUUUGAGGUAAAUCUCUCAAUCACCAUUAUAUUCAAUUCAUGCCCGCCACAAUAAAAAAAAUAAGUUAAAAUAAUAAUAAAAAAAUCACAUACAAGCUAUUAUAAUUUCAUCUUACCAUAAGGUCCUGAGACCCAGUGAAAAUGUUUUUACCAUUUACCUUAUUUAAAUGUCAAUAUAGUGUUUGGUGCCUAAAAUACAUAUGAUAAAAAUUGUUUAUUGAAAAAAUAUAUAUAUUAUAUUCAUAUUGUAUUUGAUGUGCUGAACUGAACUGUGAAACAUUUCAAUCCAUAUUUAUAGAUCAAGGAGAGGAAGUUGUCAUGGCCAAACUCUCAAACAUUUAGUAUCUCUGAAAAGCCCAUGCAGGGAGUCUGAUAAUACCCCAAGAUUUACCACUGUAGGAUGUAUGGGCUAAGAAAAACUUAAAUAAAAAAUGUUCUACACAAAAAUGAAUUGCUAUGCCUCAGUAUGAUAAUGACCUUUAAAGCCUUAUGUAUCAAAUAUGAUACUUAAAAAAAUAAAUCUUUUUUUUAGAAAAGUAUGUAAUUGUCCCUGUAAUAAGUGCACUGUAAGUCGCCAAAUGCAUAAAUGUAAAUGUAGUUGGUCUAAUGAUACUAAAACUGUUUAAUGUAAUAUAUAUAUAUUCUGACAAUUCUUUCAUAUGUCAAGGGUUAAUAUUUUAAUUUGAUUAAAUAAUUGAUAGGAGCAGAAAAGGCUAUAAAUUAUAUCUAUAACAAGUAAAGCAGUGUAACCAAGCAAACUUAUUGAUGAAGACUGAACAAAAUUUAUAGCAGAUUUUUAUUUUUAUAUAGAGGGCCAUAGCUUGUGGGGUGAAAGGUGGUAACAAUUGUAGGGGCCAGAAUACCUUGCUACAGUCCUGAGUAAAUAUACGGUAGGGUACAAUGAGGCAAAAGGCUCCUUUGAUUUUAUUUUCUCCCAAAACACGAAAUAACAACAAAAACUUCCACAGGACUUUCCUGAACACCUGUUUGUCACUAUACACUGCAAAUAUUCCUGAUCCAUUAGAUCAUUGCAUGUGUUGUAUUUUGACGCAACUUGAUCUACUUUUUAAUGGUUUUAUUUAUUUUUUAAAUAAAAACAUAUUUUUUUUUAAAUGUUGCACAUUUAU
Molecule: messenger RNA, 7667 nt
Organism: Xyrauchen texanus (razorback sucker)
Lineage: Eukaryota; Metazoa; Chordata; Actinopteri; Cypriniformes; Catostomidae
Product: insulin receptor-like
Exons: 19
Coding region: 16-3528 (1170 amino acids)
Biological process (GO): positive regulation of kinase activity; cell surface receptor protein tyrosine kinase signaling pathway; glucose homeostasis
Cellular component (GO): insulin receptor complex; axon; membrane
Molecular function (GO): insulin receptor activity; insulin receptor substrate binding; ATP binding
Source: RefSeq, a predicted model, not a curated record